AAUGACUUAUCCAACGUAGUUGUGUUGUGUCGUCUGCAUUUCAUCGCCGGAGUGGUAGGAGCUUGGACGAAAACUCAAAAUUGACGAUUAAUGAUUCAUUAGCUCAUUUAUCUUGACGCGGCUUUGCAAAGUGUCGACCAAAGAGACGGCGAUUUGUUUUUGACCGCUUGCUGGAUGAGUUAAAGUCUUUCAUUGGAGCGAAUCAUCUAUGCUAGCGCGUUAGCAAUUCAAAGCUACCACAUUUUGCUAUCACUCGCUCAUUGCUUGGCGGGCGAAUAUUUGCUCCUAACUUGCCAGCGCGGAGGAAACAACAAUGGGUUCGUCCAAGAAACAUAAGGAAAAGGCUCGCGAUAGAGAAGCCGAGGACCGCCGUCGCGAGCACAAGAAACACCGUCGCAAGGAGCGCGACAGAGACGCAUCGGACCGAGAUGGUACUCGGGAGAAGGAGAGACGAAAGCGGUCCCCGUCCAGGGACAGGAGUGGGCGCGAUAGUCGCAACAAAGGCGAGAGGAGUUCCGGAGGGGAGCCACGCAUCAAGAAGGAGAAACUUGAUAAGGCUUACGAGGAGGGAAACGGUGAGGCGCAAGCUCAGUCAGCGAGUGGAGAUGCAUCACUCAGCAUCGAGGAGACCAACAAGCUCCGAGCCAAGCUGGGUCUAAAACCGCUGGACUUAAAUGACAACAAGAAGGAACUUGGCACUAAGGAAGAGCCGCUGGUGGCAGAGACCAUCAACCCUGCUCUCAUGCAGAAGCAGAAAGACAUCAAGGAGAAGCUGGCUGCCAUGAAGGAGAAGCGCCUGCUGAACCAGAAGCUUGGCAAAGUCAAGACGCUGGCUGAGGAGGACUGGCUGGAGGACACCGCCGCUUGGGUGGAGAAGAGCCGGACGGCGGCAAAGGAGAAAGAGAUGGCGGAAAAGAGAGCCAAACUCCUGGAGGAGAUGGACCAGGAGUUUGGCGUGAGCACCCUGGUGGAGGAGGAAUUCGGGCAAAGGCGGAAAAACAGCGCGUACACGGCGCGGGACCUGAAGGGUCUUAAAGUGCAGCACAAAGUGGACUCCUUCGGCGAGGGCCAGACGGUCAUCCUCACGCUGCAGGACAAAGGCGUGCUGGAGGAGGAGGAGGAUGUGCUGGAGAACGUGGGGCUGGUGGACAAGGAGAAGGCGGACAAGAAUGUGGAGCUGAAGAAGAAGAAGCCCGACUACAAGCCGUACGAGGAGGAGGAAAGCGUGGACGACAUGGUGACGUUCAAGUCGCGCUCGGUGCUGUCCAAGUAUGAUGAGGAGAUCGACGGCGAAAAGAAGAAAAGCUUCCGCUUGAAGACGGGCGGCGUGGUCGACGGCGAGCGGGAGCGGGAGCUGCAGGUCAUGCGGGAGACACUCCGCAGCCAGGCGCAAUCCUUGGAGAUGCCCUCGCUCGCGAUUGCGUCCGAGUACUACUCACCUCAGGAGAUGGUGGGCUUCAAAAAGACCAAACGGCGCGUGAAGAAAAUCCGCAAGAAGGAGAAGACGACAGUGGCGGACUUGUUGCUCCUGGACGACUCGCGCAAGACAGACUUUGGCUCCAGGACGCGCGGGCGGGGACGAAAGGGGGAAUACGUCGACGAGGCCGACGACGAGAACGACACCAAGUGGCCACACGAAGUGGCGCCGACAACAGCGGAGCCGCAAAUGUCAGACGACAUCCGGACGGCGGAUAUGGACAUCAGCGACGACGAGGACUUCACGCCGCCCGAGCCCAGCGUCAUCGAGGAGGACGAGGCCGAGCAGGAGCUGCAGAAGCAACUGGAGAAGCAGAGAAAGCUGCGGCAGAAGCGGCUCCUCAAAGACUCCGGUGAGAAGAUCGCCGAGCGGGUGAAGCGACUCUCCAAAGACGACGCCGACAACGACGCGGAGAAGCGCAACAACAUCGUCUUCAACGCCACCUCCGAGUUUUGCCGGACGCUGGGCGACAUUCCCACCUACGGCCUGUCGGGCAACCGCGAGGACCAGGAGGACAUGAUGGACUUUGAGCAGGAGGAGGAGAGGGAAGGCGCCGACGACUCCAACUCGGACGGCGAGGACAAAGUGGGCUGGAGCAGCGUCAACCUGGACGAGGAGCAGAAGCACCCCGACUUCGCCACGGCCUCCGCCACCAUUCUGGACGAGGAGCCCAUCGUCAACUCGGGCCUGGCCGCCGCCUUGCACCUGUGCAAGAACAAAGGACUGCUGGAGACGGAGGUGCAGAAAGUGGCGCGAGUCAAAGCCACCAAAGGCGCCCUGCCCAAUGACAACUACUGCAUCGAGGACAAGAUGGGCUUCGACGACAAGUACAGCCGCCGCGAGGAGUACCGCGGCUUCACGCAGGACUUCAAGGACAAGGACGGCUACAAACCCGACGUCAAGAUCGAGUACGUGGACGAGUCGGGGCGCAAGCUGACCCCCAAGGAGGCCUUCCGGCAGCUGUCGCACAGAUUCCACGGCAAGGGCUCGGGCAAGAUGAAGACGGAGCGCCGGAUGAAGAAGCUGGAGGAGGAGGCGCUGCUGAAGAAGAUGAGCAGCAGCGACACGCCGCUGGGGACGGUGGCGCUUCUUCAGGAGAAGCAGAAGUCGCAGAAAACGCCCUACAUCGUGCUCAGCGGAAGCGGCAAGAGCAUGAACGCCAACACCAUCACCAAAUAAAUACUUAGUGACAAGAGUCCCCCCCCCCCCCCUCCAAACACGCAUAUAUACCGCAUUUGUGUUUUAGAGUGAUUGCUACAAAUCCAAAAUGCUUGUAGGUGUAGUCGUUACAAAUGACACAAUAAAAUGCAGACAAAGA
Molecule: messenger RNA, 2795 nt
Organism: Hippocampus zosterae (dwarf seahorse)
Lineage: Eukaryota; Metazoa; Chordata; Actinopteri; Syngnathiformes; Syngnathidae
Gene: sart1
Product: spliceosome associated factor 1, recruiter of U4/U6.U5 tri-snRNP
Exons: 1
Coding region: 314-2656 (780 amino acids)
Biological process (GO): mRNA cis splicing, via spliceosome; maturation of 5S rRNA
Cellular component (GO): U4/U6 x U5 tri-snRNP complex
Source: RefSeq, a predicted model, not a curated record